GGGGGCGGCUGCACGCCGGGAGCUGCGCCUCCGGCUGGCGGCGGGGGCGGCGGGCAGGGCACGUCCCUCGCUUGGCUUUUCCUGCAGCCGUUUCCCGUUUCGUCCUGCUGUACGCAGAGAGAUGCAACAGCGGCAGCCCAGUCCCCCGGGGAAGGACGGGACUCGGAGAUGCUGUCUUCUUGUGUACUGGUGUCUUCUAAGAAUGUGACUUGCUUUUAAAUAUUACUUUUAAAUGCAUGAAGGAUGUAAGUGAUAAUCCCAGAGGACCAUCUGUCCUGGAGCAGGCAUUGGAACCAAGUUACUAUGUGACUGGAAGGACUGAGUGCAAGUCAGAUGGUUUGACAGUGCCCUUCUCUCAUCUCAAGACCAAAAGACCCAGUGUUUGUGCACAGAGCCUACAGGCAUACUGCAUGAAAAGACAACAGAAUCAUUUGCUGAUAUGUUCCUGGGUUUCAGUCUUCAAACCUUAAUACAAGAAUAUCACUUGAAAAGUUUAACGAUGUGUGGAGAAUGAUGAGCAUAUACUGACAGAACAUAGGGACAUAAUAUGCUGUUAUGGAGUCAGUGGAUGAAGCUGAAGGACGGCAAGGAGAGCUGAACAAGAAGGAGCAGUCCUUGAAAGCCUCCCAGAAAACAGCAGCGCUCAGUUGGCCUCCCCGGUGGAAUGGAUUAAUACCCGGGGACAGCAUGUAUCUGUUUGUCCUCUCACAGAUACUGAUUCUCUGCAUGAUGCUAUGGUACAGCACUUAUGGGACCAUCCCAGCAGCUCAGAAUGCCUUCGACCUGCUCUCUUACUUGCUUGCCCCAUUUAAACAAGUUUUCUCAGACCAAGGGGAGAGCCUGACUACAGUUGGGAGUGUUGUGGUAUCAUACAUCCUGCUGUCUUUGGCUUCUCUAGGACUGCUAUUUGUAGGAUCUCUGUUUUGGCACCACCUCAGAGCCCGACCAGACCCCCCCUUUCCGCUGCAAGAGGACAGACGCCAGUCUGUGAGCCGGCAGCCUUCCUUCACAUACUCAGAGUGGACAGAGGAUAAAAAUGAGGAUGACUUCCUGGAUUUGGAUCCUGUACCAGAGACUCCAGUUUUUGACUGCAUGAUGGACAUUAAAGCGGAGACAGACCCAACUACUCUGACAGUUAAAUCCGUGGGCUUGCAAGAAAGGAGAGGCUCAAAUGUUUCACUCACACUGGAUAUGUGCACCCCAGGCUGCUCUGAGCAAGGCUUUGGCUAUGUCAUGUCCCCAAGGGAACAGUCAGCCCGAGAAUACCUCCAGACGGCAUCGAACAUCCUGACGGAAGAGGAGCUGCACAAGAAAGCACUGGAUCCUUUCAUACUCCAGGCAGAGUUCUUUGAAAUUCCAAUGAACUUUGUUGAUCCAAAAGAAUAUGAUAUUCCAGGCUUAGUGCGUAAGAAUCGCUACAAAACAAUUCUCCCAAAUCCUCACAGCAGAGUGUGCCUUACCUCAGCUGAUCAGGACGACCCCCUCAGCUCUUACAUCAACGCUAACUACAUCAGGGGCUAUGGAGGAGAGGAAAAGGUAUAUAUUGCUACUCAGGGACCGAUAGUUAAUACUGUCACUGACUUCUGGAGAAUGGUGUGGCAGGAGCGUUCUCCCAUCAUUGUCAUGAUUACCAAUAUAGAGGAGAUGAAUGAGAAAUGCACAGAAUAUUGGCCAGAGGAACAGGUCACCUAUGAAGGAAUAGAAAUCACAGUUAACAGAGUCAUACAAGCAGACGAUUACCGUUUAAGGCUCAUCACUCUAAAGAAAGAAGAAGAAGUCAGAAACCUGAAACAUUACUGGUACACAUCUUGGCCAGACCAGAAGACACCAGACCAGGCCCCUCCUCUGUUACAGCUAGUACUGGAAGUGGAAGAGGCCAUGCAGAAUGCAGAGGAGAAGAAUGCCCCAGUGAUUGUUCACUGCAGUGCAGGCAUCGGGAGGACUGGCUGCUUUAUUGCCACAAGUGUCUGUUGUAAACAGCUGAAGAACGAGGGCAUAGUUGACAUUUUGCGAACAGCCUGCCAGUUACGGUUAGACAGGGGAGGAAUGAUCCAGACAUGUGAACAGUAUCAAUUUGUCCAUCAUGUCAUGAGCUUGUAUGGAAAGCAGCUUUCUAGAGCAGCAGAAGAAUAAAUGUUCAUGAUAUUCCUAAAGGCUAAAGCCAGGAUAACUUUUGACUGCGCUCAGAUAUAUUUCAAAUCUGAUAAGAGACACAUGGUAACCUGGCUGUCUUAGCUGGAAAGAUAUUAUUUUACUUUGAUAUUGCUUUUAUGCUCUUGUUUGCAUUGACAUUUAAGAGCUGAGGUACGUCUUGUCUUUAAACGUAUGUGACAGGACAUAAUCUUCACCAAAAAAGGCUUAUUUAUACUGUAAAUAAUAAUAAUAGCUUCAUUUGUUACAAAA
Messenger RNA from Hirundo rustica (Barn swallow), 2403 nucleotides. It is a transcript of the gene PTPN5, whose product is annotated as protein tyrosine phosphatase non-receptor type 5. Gene Ontology annotation, biological process: protein dephosphorylation. The transcript has 17 exons. Lineage: Eukaryota; Metazoa; Chordata; Aves; Passeriformes; Hirundinidae. The coding region runs from base 556 to 2133 and encodes 525 amino acids. Gene Ontology annotation, molecular function: protein tyrosine phosphatase activity. The record is from RefSeq and is a predicted model, not a curated record.